Zea mays is the source of this 2330-nucleotide messenger RNA. Lineage: Eukaryota; Viridiplantae; Streptophyta; Magnoliopsida; Poales; Poaceae. The record is from RefSeq and is a predicted model, not a curated record.
UCCAGCCCUGCUCCCGGCCUCCCCCUACCACCCUGCCUUCACCAGUCAUCAUCCCUCCGUUUUCUACGCUAGCUCGCACAAUUCCAAGGGAUCUAGCAAAACAAAAGGAAGGAGGUGGGAGUGGUGCAUUAAUAGCGAUACUUUUAAAAAAAACGGAGGGAGUAUCGUAGUAGGUGAGAAAGCCAUCUAUAACUAUAAGCAUGCAGCCGGGAAGAGAGGAGAAGAAGAGCCAUAGCGAAAUCCAUAGGGUUCUUCGUCCCCUCCCCGAUUCCCACACUGUUCCUCUACAGGCUACAGGAGCAGCAACAGCUAGCUGUGGAGACGCAACACACCCCCUUUGCCCUGGCCGACCGAUCGAUCGAUCUGCUCUCCUUGCCCCCUCUCACCCCAUCUCACCAGCAGUGACGCACCCAUCAUCAUCGAUCGAGCACAGACGAGACGACCACCCCAGCUGUCUUGCCCAAGGCAACAAGGGAAGAAGGCAGCAACCCGUCGAUAAAAGCGCACGUCGGAGCAGCAGCAUAUGGCGUCCUCGAACAGGCACUGGCCGAGCAUGUACAGGUCCAGUCUCGCCUGCAACUUCCAGCAGCCGCAGCCGCAGCCUGACAUGAACAACGGCGGCAAGUCCUCACUCAUGUCCUCAAGGUGCGAGGAGAACGGCGGAAGGAACCCGGAGCCGAGGCCGCGGUGGAACCCGCGGCCGGAGCAGAUCAGGAUCCUGGAAGGGAUCUUCAACUCCGGCAUGGUGAACCCGCCGCGCGACGAGAUCCGCCGCAUCCGCCUCCAACUGCAGGAGUACGGGCCCGUCGGCGACGCCAACGUCUUCUACUGGUUCCAGAACCGCAAGUCCCGCACCAAGCACAAGCUGCGCGCCGCGGGGCAGCUGCAGCCGUCGGGCUCGGGCCGCUCCGCCCUGCAGGCGCGCGCGUGCGCCCCGGCGCCCGUGACGCCUCCCAGGAACCUGCAGCUCGCGGCCGCUGCUCCCGUGGCGCCGCCCACGUCCUCGUCCUCGUCGUCCUCCGACCGGUCCUCGGGGUCAUCAUCGAGCAAGUCGGUGACCGUGACCCCGACGACCGCCGUCGCGCUUGCUUCUCCCGCAGGCGCCGCGCCGGCUGCUGUCUUCCGCCAGCAGGGCGUGAUGCCGACGACGGCCAUGGACCUGCUUACGCCGCUGCCGUCGUCGUCGGCCGCUCUGGCCGCGCGCCAGCUCUACUAUCAGUACCACAGCCAGAUCAUGGCGCCUGCCGCGCCGCCGAUGCCCGAUACGGUGAUCGCCUCUCCGGAGCAGUUCCUUCCGCAGUGGCAGCAGGGCGGACAGCAGCAUUAUUACCUGCCGGCCACCGAGCUCGGUGGCGUCCUCGACGGCCACUCCCACCACACACACGAGCCCCCGGCGGCCAUACACCGGCCCGUCUCGCUCUCACCCAGCGUGCUCUUUGGCCUGUGCAACGAAGCUCUAAGGCAAGACUACUGCGCCGACAUCAGCGUCGUCCCCACCAAGGGACUCGGCCAUGGCCACCAGUUCUGGAACAGCACCACCUGCGGCUCUGAUAUGGGCAAUAGCAAUAGCAAGAUCGACGCCGUGAGCGCCGUGAUCAGGGACGACGAGAAGUCCAGGCUGGGGUUACUCCACUACUACGGCUUGGCGGGCGCGACGACGACCGCUGCUGCGGCUGUCGCUCCGGCCCCUCUCGCUGCAGAUGCCGCCGCCGGUACGGCCACGCUGCUUCCAAGCUCUGCGGCGAGCGACCAGUUGCAAGGGCUGUUGGAUGCUGCUGGGCUGCUGAUGGGGGAGACGCCGCCGACGCCGACGGCGACGGUGGUGGCCGUGGCCCGGGACGCCGUGACGUGCGCGGCCACCGCCACCGCGCAGUUCAGCGUGCCGGCGUCGAUGCGCCUGGACGUGAGGCUGGCGUUCGGCGAGGCCGCCCUUCUGGCGCGCCACACCGGCGAGGCGGUCCCCGUCGACGAGUCCGGCGUCACGGUGGAGCCGCUCCAGCAGGACACUCUCUACUACGUGCUCAUGGCGACUAAUAACUGAAUGACGAUAUGGAGCUGCACGUCUGCGUCAACUAGUAUCGAUCGAUCGAUCGAAGGCGUGCCGCGGAUGACGAAGAGCUAGCGACAGCGCUAAUUGGUCCACGCAUUUGAUCUGCAUCAUUUUCCUUACCUUAAGCACGUACGUACCUAGGUAUAUUUUGCCCUGCAUGCAUAUGUAUUUGGAGUCAGGAGUCAUGGACCAAACUGUGUUUUUUUGCUUUGUUAUCGUCUGGUGAGAAAUGAAAUAAGCCAUGCAUGCAUCCCGAUGCAAGUUCUGCAUGCAGUGCCCC